AUGCACCUCCUCCCGCUGCUGCUGCUCCUGGCCCUCGCCGCGGUCGCGGUCGCGGCCGGCGCGGCGGGCGGCGGCACGGACACGGACGCGGACGCGCUGCUCGCCGCGAAGGCGGCGCUCUCCGAUCCCACCGGCGCGCUCGCGUCCUGGGACGCCGCCUCCUCCGACCACUGCGCGUGGGCGGGGGUCACCUGCGCGCCCCGCGGCUCAGGCGGCGGGAGCGGGGGCGUCGUCGUCGGGCUCGACGUCUCCGGGCUCAACCUGUCCGGCGCGCUCCCGCCGGCGCUGUCGCGGCUCCGCGGCCUGCAGCGCCUCUCUGUCGCCGCCAACGGGUUCUACGGGCCCAUCCCGCCGUCGCUCGCGCGCCUGCAGCUCCUCGUCCACCUCAACCUCUCCAACAACGCCUUCAACGGCUCCUUCCCGCCCGCGCUCGCGCGGCUCCGCGCGCUCCGGGUGCUCGACCUCUACAACAACAACCUCACCAGCGCUACGCUGCCGCUCGAGGUCACGCACAUGCCCAUGCUCCGCCACCUGCACCUCGGCGGCAACUUCUUCUCUGGGGAGAUACCGCCGGAGUACGGCCGGUGGCCCAGGCUGCAGUACCUUGCGGUCUCCGGGAACGAGCUCUCCGGCAAGAUACCGCCCGAGCUGGGGAACCUCACCAGCCUCAGGGAGCUCUACAUUGGCUACUACAACAGUUACACCGGUGGUCUUCCGCCGGAGCUGGGGAACCUGACCGAGCUCGUCCGCCUCGACGUCGCCAACUGUGGGCUCUCCGGCGAAAUCCCGCCCGAGCUCGGGAGGCUGCAGAAUCUGGAUACGCUCUUCUUGCAGGUGAACGGCCUCACCGGCAGCAUACCGUCGGAGCUGGGCUACCUCAAGAGCCUCAGUUCUUUGGACCUGUCGAACAAUGCGCUCACCGGUGAGAUACCGGCGAGUUUCUCCGAGCUCAAGAACCUGACGCUGCUCAACCUGUUCCGGAACAAGCUGCGCGGCGACAUCCCCGACUUCGUCGGCGACCUGCCCAGCCUCGAGGUGCUGCAGCUGUGGGAGAACAACUUCACCGGCGGUGUGCCACGCAGCCUCGGCCGCAACGGCCGCCUCCAGCUGCUCGACCUCUCGUCGAACAAGCUCACCGGCACGCUGCCGCCGGAGCUCUGCGCGGGGGGCAAGCUGCAGACCCUCAUCGCGCUCGGCAACUUCUUGUUCGGUGCCAUCCCAGACUCACUCGGCCAGUGCAAGUCCUUGAGCCGUGUCCGUCUCGGGGAGAACUACCUGAAUGGCUCAAUUCCAAAGGGGCUAUUCGAAUUGCCGAAGCUGACUCAAGUUGAGUUGCAAGAUAACCUCCUCACUGGUAAUUUCCCGGCUGUGAUCGGUGCCGCGGCUCCUAACCUUGGCGAGAUCAGCCUGUCCAACAACCAGCUUACGGGAGCAUUGCCUGCAUCUCUUGGGAACUUCUCUGGUGUUCAGAAGCUGCUGCUUGAUCAGAACGCGUUCUCUGGUGCCAUACCUCCGGAGAUUGGGCGGCUGCAGCAGCUCUCCAAGGCUGACCUUAGCAGCAACAAGUUUGAGGGAGCUGUGCCACCGGAGAUUGGGAAAUGCCGGCUUCUCACUUACUUGGACAUGAGCCAAAACAACCUCUCUGGGAAGAUACCUCCGGCCAUCUCUGGAAUGCGAAUACUGAACUACCUCAACCUGUCCAGGAACCACCUUGAUGGAGAGAUACCUCCAUCCAUUGCAACGAUGCAGAGCUUGACGGCGGUCGACUUCUCGUAUAACAACUUGUCUGGGCUUGUGCCAAGGACUGGCCAGUUCAGCUACUUCAAUGCCACGUCUUUCGUUGGCAACCCAGGCCUGUGUGGACCAUACCUCGGUCCAUGCAGUGCAGGUAUCGCUGGCGCCGACCACACUGCCCAUGGCCAUGGUGGGCUGACCAAUACGGUCAAGCUGCUCAUUGUCCUCGGUUUGUUGAUUUGCUCCAUUGCAUUUGCUGCUGCGGCGAUUCUGAAGGCUCGGUCAUUGAAAAAAGCUAGUGAAGCGCGAAUGAUGACAGACUCAAGCAAAGAACAAGUGAUGAAGAUCCUGGACCCAAGGCUCUCAACUGUGCCGCUGCACGAGGUGAUGCAUGUCUUCUAUCUUGCAUUGCUCUGCACUGAGGAGCAAAGCGUGCAGCGCCCGACGAUGAGGGAGGUUGUGCAGAUCCUAAGUGAGUUACCAAAGCCAUCUACCAAGCAAGGAGAGGAGGUUCCAAAUUCCGGUGACGGCUCUGCAUCCAGUCCUCUACAUCCAGCACCAGUUGGGACCAAUGAAGCACCAACCGUUGAAGCAAGAGGUCAGCAGCAGCAGCAGCAGCAAACAAGCUCCCCGUCAUCGCCACCUCCAGAUCUCAUCAGCAUCUGA
Miscanthus lutarioriparius is the source of this 2400-nucleotide messenger RNA. NCBI's taxonomy places the organism in Eukaryota, Viridiplantae, Streptophyta, Magnoliopsida, Poales, Poaceae. The record is from the annotation of a GenBank genome assembly.